Messenger RNA from Aphanomyces astaci, 883 nucleotides. RefSeq lists its product as hypothetical. The transcript has a single exon. The coding region runs from base 76 to 729 and encodes 217 amino acids. Lineage: Eukaryota; Oomycota; Saprolegniomycetes; Saprolegniales; Verrucalvaceae. The record is from RefSeq and is a predicted model, not a curated record.
CACGAACGGUCGCUGGUGUGGCCCUUCGUUUCGCAACGGCUGCCAUCACUUCCAUAUUCGCCAGCUCGGUGCAAUAUGAAGCUCCUCGUUGCCGCAGCGCUCGUCCUCCUCCUACAGCCCGCGGACGCGUACUGUCCCAACGGAUGCAACGCCCAAGGCACGUGCGGUGCCAACGACAAGUGCACGUGCUACCUCCGAAACGACGACUCGAUCGCCAACAACAUCGAAGCCAUGUACACCGGCGCCGACUGCUCUCUCCGCACGUGUCCUCGCGGACUCGCCUUCGUGGACGUUCCCACCGCCAACAACGUCGCGCACGCGCCGUCCGAGUGCUCGAACCGCGGCCUCUGCGACUACUCGACGGGGCUGUGCCAGUGCUUUCCCGGCUACGAAGGCAAGGCAUGCGAGCGUACAGCGUGCCCGAACCAAUGCAGUCGUCGCGGCAUCUGCUUGACCCUCAAGACGAUCAUCUCAUACGGACCUAGUCCGCCGACGUACGCCGCUUGGGAUGCCGACAAGCAGCUUGGGUGCAUCUGCGAUCUUGGGUAUCGUGGCCCGGACUGCUCCAUCAAGGAGUGCCCGAGCGGCGCGGACGUGCUGCUGGGCCACGGCGCCAACGAGGGCCGCGACUGCGGCGGCCGCGGCAAGUGCGACACCCAAACCGGCACAUGCGUGUGCUUCCCGGGGUACUAUGGCACGUACUGCGCGUACCAAAGCACGGUUCAUUAAGGUGAUCUCAAGGAAGAAGCAUGGCAAGGUGGGUAGGUGGUUGGUUGCGCCCCUUGAUUCGUCUUCUUGUCGUCACCUGCGUAAACGCUUCCACACUUGCAUUGCCAUGGUAACCUCGUGUAAUACAUAAACAUCGACUACAUUCCAUCGCGUU